Messenger RNA from Neocloeon triangulifer, 1385 nucleotides. RefSeq lists its product as uncharacterized. Gene Ontology annotation, biological process: sensory perception of smell; detection of chemical stimulus involved in sensory perception of smell. NCBI's taxonomy places the organism in Eukaryota, Metazoa, Arthropoda, Insecta, Ephemeroptera, Baetidae. Bases 1 to 1191 code for a protein of 396 amino acids. Gene Ontology annotation, molecular function: olfactory receptor activity; odorant binding. Gene Ontology annotation, cellular component: plasma membrane. The record is from RefSeq and is a predicted model, not a curated record. The transcript is spliced from 9 exons.
AUGAAUUUUCUUUUCACUUUAAGCCUUGGAGUGGCCGGAUUCAUUCUACCCAAUUCGAAACAUCCAACCAAAUCUCAAAUCGGUUGGUUUCUUUUCAUUUUGGUUCCCUUCUUUCUCUACAACAUUCUGUGUAUCGUCGAGUUCAUUGUCAAACCGUAUGAGCUGCGACGGACCCUGUUCACCAUUUUUGUGGUCAACAAUAAUUUCCAGACUCUUUUCCGCCCCAUCCAUUUGCUGAUCUACAAGAAACAAGCGGAGAGUUUGCUGGCAGACUUUCAAGUGUUACCUGAGGGCGAAUGCGCUAAGUUUAAUGCAGCAGAGCGGGAGAUGCGAAUUCAAUCAGAGAAAAAGAUCCUCAAAUUCAGCGCCAUUUUAUACUUUUACAACUCGAUCCUUUGCCUUAGAACUGUCUUGCCGGGCAUCAUCAGGAUGGUUAAAGUAAUGUACUGCCAGGACAAACGAGAAUUGAACCUCAGUUUUUGCGCCCGCGACAGCACCCCGCUAUUCAUCGUUGACUAUUAUUGGUUCACGGAUCAAUUCCAGACGCCAACUUAUUAUUACCUUUUUUCUGUCAAUCUUUAUAUGAUUGGUGUCUAUCUCAUCAUUUUCUGCACAUCUGACGCCUUCACAUGCAGCACCAUGGUCGCCCUUGUGGAAAGGUCCAAUUUUUUGGUAAAAAUGGCACCAACUGCUUUAGUUCCCAAAGACGGAUCGAAAACAACCAAAUCUUUUGAAUCUUGGGUCAAGUAUCACCAGCACUAUGAAAAACUUUUGAGGUCAGUCAAUGAGGUCAUGGGUCCUGUUAUCCUCGUCACGCACCUUUUUGCGGCUGGGAAUAUCAUGGUGUAUGUUUAUCUCAUAAUUAGGGACAAGGAGCAAGAAAUUCGUGAGUUGGCGGCUUCCUUUUUGUUUGUGACGGCCAUUCAGUUUUUCAUGUACGCAUAUUGGGGUCAGCAAGUUAUUAACAAUGGUGAAAGGCUGAGCAGAGCGACUCUGACGGCGAAUCAGGUUUCAGAAAACGCCUACCACGAAGGGCCAGUUCGAAAUUCUCUACUGAUCAUCAUGGCAAAGUGCUGUGGAAGCCAAACUACGGAAAUCACAGGAUUAGGCUUCUUCACUGUUUCCUUGCGAUUUUAUGCCAGAAUUUGCAGUUUGUCGAUGAGCUACUUAUUGAUUAUGUUGCAACUUUAAAAGGAAUUAAUAGAAAAAAUUAAACGAUUUCAACCAGAAUUGAGGCUCUAAAUAAAAAAAGCUUUAUAAUUUUUUAAAUUAUAAUGUUUUAACAAUGAUUUUGCUUUGUACAUUAAAAUAUAUAAGUUUCUCUGCAGCUUAUUUGUGUUUUAUUAAUUCACUGCGGUCCUUUUGAUCUUGUAAUUACAGAAAAA